Molecule: messenger RNA, 1095 nt
Organism: Myotis lucifugus (little brown bat)
Lineage: Eukaryota; Metazoa; Chordata; Mammalia; Chiroptera; Vespertilionidae
Gene: TMEM143
Product: transmembrane protein 143
Exons: 6
Coding region: 76-1095 (339 amino acids)
Cellular component (GO): mitochondrion
Source: RefSeq, a predicted model, not a curated record
AGGUGUGGUGAUGAGGGAAGGCCUCCCUGAGGGGCUGGAGUUUGAGCAGAGACCUGAAGGAGGCAAGAGUGAGCCAUGUGGAGAGCUGCAGAAACAGCCUUAUAUGACCCCAUCAACCCGGACAGGGAGACUCUGGACCAGCCUUCGCUAACGGACCCCCAGCGCCUGUCCAAUGAGCAGGAGGUGCUGCUGGCGCUGGAGCCCCUGCUGGCCCAGGCCAACUUCUCCCCGCUCUCCGAGGACACCCUGGCCUAUGCUCUCGUGGUCCACCACCCUCAGGAUGAGGUCCAGGUGACGAUCAACUUGGACCAGUACAUCUACAUGCAGUUCUGGGCCCUGGGCCAGAGAGUCGGGAAGAUGCCUCGCAUGUCCAGCGUGGGCUCCAGGCGUUACUACUUCUUCAAGGCCACCCCUGCGGAGAGGAGAUACUUUAAGCGGGUGGUGCUGGCGGCCCGCACCAAGCGGGGGCACCUGGUGCUGAAGAGCUUCAAGGACACGCCCCUGGAGGGCCUGGAGCAGCUGCUGCCCGAGCUGAAGGUGCGCACGUCGGCCCUGCAGCGCACGCUGCUCAACCUCUUCCUGGUGGUCUCGGGCGUGGCGGUCUUCGUCAACGUGGGCAUGGUGGUGCUCACCGACCUGAAGAUGGGCACCUCCCUGCUGCUGCUGUUCUUCGCCGUCUUCAUGGGCGUGCGGGCCACCAAGGUAAGCCUGGGUCCCGGCUCCUCGGCAUUCCGCGGGAAGCUGGCGCACAUGCUCUACUACCGCAGCACGUCCAACAACUCGGAGCUGCUCAGCGCGCUGGCCCUGCGCGCGCAGGACGAGCACGUCAAGGAGGCGCUGCUGGCGCACACCUUCCUGGCCCGGCGGCCAGAGGGCGCGAGCGGCCCGCCCGAAGAGACCUCCCGCUGGCUCCAGGCGGAGGUGGAGAACUGGCUCCUCACCCAGACGGGCUGUGCCGUGACCUUCAACGGAGCCCGGGCCCUGGGCCACCUGCAAGCCCUGACGGAGAGCGUGGGGACGUACCCGCCUUCGGGGUUCCCCAAACUAGACCCGUUGGCGACGGACACUUCCCCCGCAGGCCCCGCCCCGCAGUGA